AUGUCUGCAGUUGAAGAGAAUGGAACGUCCCUUAAUACUGCAGCACAAAUGGCUGCACUUUUGGCACAACAAAGUUCCUAUCAAUUUAGACCUGCAUACAGAUUUAAGACACCUUUGGCUGUGGAAAAUGCUGAAGGAUUAACUGAUAGCUCUGGUAGAAAACUACGACGUGUUCAAACAAACAUUCGUCGGCAUGUUGAUCAUUUUCCAUAUUGUUUAAAUUAUAUUUAUCACCGUUAUCAUGUUCGAUUUCCAAAACAAAGACCAUAUGUUCAACCUCAUAUAUUAUAUUCUCAUGAAGGUUGGAUUCCUCAUGAUUCUCUAGAUGAUAUGGAAGAUUGUAUUCCAACAAAAUUUGUUCGUGCUGCAUUAAAUAAACAUAAAUGUCCUAUAUUUACAAUAGCAUGGACACCUGAAGGUAAACGUUUAAUUACAGGAGGUUCUCGUGGUGAAUUUACAUUGUGGAAUGGUUCAGCUUUUAAUUUUGAAACUAUUUUACAAGCUCAUGAUUUAGCUAUUCGUGUAUUAAAAUGGACUUAUGAUAAACAAUGGAUGGUAUCUGCUGAUCAUGUUGGUUAUGUAAAAUAUUGGCAACAAAAUAUGAAUAAUGUUCAUAUGUUUCAAGCUCAUGAAGAUCAUCCAGUUAGAUGUAUUAGUUUUUCACCAUCAGACACCAAAUUAGUUACAUCUUCUGAUGAUGGUACAGCUCGAGUAUGGGAUUUCUAUAGAAGUGAAAAGGAGCAAACUUUAUCAGGACAUGGUUCAGAAGUUUUUAGUGCUGAAUGGCAUCCAUUCAAAGGAAUCAUUGCAACUGGCAGCAGAGAUACACAACAACCUGUAAAACUAUGGGAUCCAAAAACCGGGAAAAACUUAGUUACUUUAUUUGAUCAUAAAAAUUCAGUAUUAUCGUUGAAAUGGAAUAUGAAUGGUAAUUGGCUAGCGACAGGUAGUAGGGAUCAUUCUGUUAAAUUAUAUGAUAUUCGAAUGAUGAAAGAAAUUUAUACGUUCAAGGCUCAUAAAAAAGAAGUUUCAUGUGUUGCUUGGCAUCCAAUACAUACUAAUCUUUUAUCUUCAGGUGGCAUGGAUGGCUCUUUAGCUUUUUGGGAUUGUCGCUCAGAGAAUGAAGUUAUUUUUAUGGAUAAUGCACAUACUCAGGCCAUAUGGACAAUGGAAUGGCAUCCAUUUGGUCAUAUUUUUGCAACUGGUUCAAAUGAUCAUAACACUAAAUUCUGGGUAAGAAAUCGUCCUGGAGAUCUUGUAGAGGAUAUUUUUGGUGGUUCAUCUUCAUGUAAUUACAAUAAAUUGUUUUGA
Messenger RNA from Strongyloides ratti, 1311 nucleotides. RefSeq names its product WD40 repeat and WD40/YVTN repeat-like-containing domain and WD40-repeat-containing domain and G-protein beta WD-40 repeat-containing protein. Gene Ontology annotation, molecular function: protein binding. NCBI's taxonomy places the organism in Eukaryota, Metazoa, Nematoda, Chromadorea, Rhabditida, Strongyloididae. Bases 1 to 1311 code for a protein of 436 amino acids. Gene Ontology annotation, cellular component: mRNA cleavage and polyadenylation specificity factor complex. The transcript is spliced from 2 exons. The record is from RefSeq and is a predicted model, not a curated record.